This is a messenger RNA of Lycium ferocissimum, 1261 nucleotides long. RefSeq names its product probable sodium/metabolite cotransporter BASS1, chloroplastic. Lineage: Eukaryota; Viridiplantae; Streptophyta; Magnoliopsida; Solanales; Solanaceae. Gene Ontology annotation, cellular component: membrane. The transcript has 6 exons. The coding region runs from base 36 to 740 and encodes 234 amino acids. The record is from RefSeq and is a predicted model, not a curated record.
UAAACAAGCUAACAGGCUUUUUUCUGGUGUAGGUGAUGCCUUUAACAGGAUAUUUUGUUAGUAAGCUGUUAAACUUGCCGUCUCAUUAUGCAGCAGGCUUGAUAUUGGUUGGCUGCUGUCCUGGAGGGACGGCAAGUAACAUUGUCACUUACAUUGCGCGUGGAAAUGUGGCGCUUUCAGUUUUGAUGACUGCUGCAAGUACCCUAUCAGCUGUGGUGAUGACCCCUUUUCUAACAGAGAAACUUGCAGGGCAAUUUGUUGCAGUUGAUGCAGCUGGGCUUUUCAUGUCCACUUUACAGGUGGUGCUUCUUCCUGUAUUAGGUGGUGCAUUUCUGAAUCAGUAUUUCAAAAGCUUUGUCAAAAUCGUGUCUCCAUUGAUGCCACCUAUUGCCGUAGCAACUGUUGCAGUUCUUUGUGGAAAUGCAAUUGCACAGAGUUCUUCUGCAAUUCUUAUGUCAGGUCAAAAAGUUGUCUUAGCUACUGCUCUUCUUCAUGCAUCUGGCUUCUUCUUUGGCUAUGUACUCGCAAGGAUUCUUGGAGUUGAUGUAUCAUCCUCAAGGACAAUAUCUAUAGAAGUCGGCAUGCAGAACUCGGUUCUUGGAGUAGUUCUAGCUACUCAGCACUUUGGUAAUCCACUUACUGCAGUGCCGUGUGCAGUUUCUAGUGUAUGUCACUCGAUAUUUGGCAGUGCCUUGGCUGGAAUUUGGAGGCGUUCUAUUCCAGAUAAAGUGCAGAACUGAGUCACUCUUUUGAUAUAUCUUAGCAAUUGUGAAUCUGAGAUUGUAGCUUUUCACAGACUAAUACAUCAAGCUUGGUAGUCGGUGGAAUUGGAGGGUCACUUUUUUCUUUUUAAAAGUUCAUAGUGUUCAUGUCUGGAGAAUCAGCAAUUAACCUAUCGAUACUAGAACCAAUUUUAACUUUUUGGCGGUGAUUUCGAGAUGCCCCAGGAAACUUUGAAUUCUCGGAACACUGGUAAAUCUGCUCGAAGGAAGAAAUUAAUCAAUUAUGGAUAGACUCGCCUACUUAAUAUCUUGAUUAUUGGCAGGAAAUUUUGCCCGCAUUUGAGCUCCAAGCCUUGUUCACGUAAUGAUCGCGUGGGGUGACUUUUGAUCUCAUAUGUUGGUGUAAAGAGAGUAAGAGCAGUCUUGUGUUAGUUUUUCGUUAUCUUGCAAAUUGAAACAAACGAUGUUUUUUCUUAGAAUGGUGAAGAAGACAAUUUCUACUAUGGUAUAAAGAGUUGGUUAAGUUUUGAGAAACAAAA